This is a messenger RNA of Penicillium odoratum, 774 nucleotides long. RefSeq names its product GPI anchored serine-threonine rich family protein. The coding region runs from base 1 to 774 and encodes 257 amino acids. Lineage: Eukaryota; Fungi; Ascomycota; Eurotiomycetes; Eurotiales; Aspergillaceae. The record is from RefSeq and is a predicted model, not a curated record. The transcript has a single exon.
AUGAUGCGCUCUGUGAUCCCUCUGAUCGUGUCGUUCGCUUCGCUUGUCGCUGCCAUCGAAAUCACCAGUCCUGCAGCCAACACGACCUACGCAGCCGGGUCCACCAUCACCGUCGAGUGGACCAGCGUCGAUACAGAUCCCACCAACUUCAGUCUCUAUCUCUGGAACUUUGUGUACUGGCCUCCAUCCUAUGUUCCACUGGCUAUAGACGUCCCCACAUCGGAUCUGUCUCACUCUGUCCAAAUCCCCUGCGACACCGACCCCGAAUGGGGAUACCAGAUCAGCGGCAUUAAUGGCACCAACGUCUACAUAAUCUACGCACAGGGAGACAAGUUUACUGUCUCUGAUCCCGUCAAUGGCACUGCCUGUGUGGACCCUACUCCUUUUUCGACCACUUCCACCUGCCCUAGCGCUGCGGCGUCUACCGUUUAUGUCACGGUGAGCCCUACCGGUCCCAGCUCCCGUCCUUUCCAUCAUCAUCACUCCCACGUCCACCCUGCUCCGUCACCCAGCACUGCCAGCACUUUUAUCUCUGAAUAUAUAAAACCCGGAAUCGUGCCUAAGACUAUUGGUUGGUGCUCAGACUAUUCCCACCCUGUAACCUUGGACAAGGUUCCAACCCCGACUCUCUCAGCGGCGAAUGAUAAUGGAUCCGAUGCUUCACCGGUGGUAACUACGGCACCGAGCCAGGUCACCGAUUCUCGUGGCCUUCGCACAACGACUAUCACUAAUACAGUGAGUGUGAUGGCUUGUUUGAACGAGGAUGCGAUUUGA